This is a messenger RNA of Rhinichthys klamathensis goyatoka, 2454 nucleotides long. RefSeq names its product leucine rich repeat and fibronectin type III domain containing 2b (gene lrfn2b). The transcript has 3 exons. Gene Ontology annotation, molecular function: protein binding. Gene Ontology annotation, cellular component: postsynaptic density membrane; cell surface. Lineage: Eukaryota; Metazoa; Chordata; Actinopteri; Cypriniformes; Leuciscidae. The record is from RefSeq and is a predicted model, not a curated record. Bases 112 to 2454 code for a protein of 780 amino acids.
CCUCUCCUCAGGUGUGUCAUCAUCACCUUCAGCUGGAGACGGGAGGAUCCUGAGACGGACUGACUAUGUCUGAGCAGCGGCUCCAUACAGGUCCCUUCAUGUGAAUCUACCAUGGACCACUUGCUCUAUCAGAUGCUGGUUCUGGGUAUGGCUGUGAUGAUGGCCCGAGCGUGUCCCAAGUACUGUGUGUGCCAGAACCUGUCUGAGUCGCUUGGGACCCUGUGCCCGGCUAAAGGCCUGCUCUUUGUGCCACCUGAUAUAGACCGCAGCACCGUGGAGCUCCGUUUAGGGGGAAACUACAUCCUUCGAAUCACACAGCAGGACUUUGCCAACAUGACAGACUUGGUGGACCUUACUCUCUCCCGCAACACAAUCAGCUACAUUCAGCCCUUUUCCUUUGGGGACCUGGAAACCCUCCGUUCUCUUCAUAUUGAUAACAACCGUUUAGUGGAGUUGGGCCCUGAUGACCUGCGAGGGCUGGUCAGCCUGCAGCAUCUCAUCCUCAAUAACAACCAACUGGGUCGCAUCUCUGAGAGGGCGUUUGAAGACCUUGCCGCAUCCCUUGAGGAUCUGGACUUGUCCUACAACAACCUUCAGGCUCUGCCCUGGCAUUCAGUCCGGCAGAUGAUCAACCUGCACCAGCUGAGCCUGGACCAUAACUUGUUGGACUACAUUCCCGAGGGGACCUUUGUGGAUCUGGAGAGGCUGGCCCGCUUGGACCUCACCUCUAACCGGCUCCAGAAGCUUCCGCCGGAUCCCAUCUUUGCCAGAGCACAGGAUUCAGAGGUGAUGACCACACCGUUCACCCCUCAGCUGUCACUCAGCAUAGGAGGGAACCCGCUUCACUGCAACUGCGAAUUGCUUUGGUUCCGACGUCUGGAGCGAGAUGAUGACCUGGAGACUUGUGCCUCGCCUCCCGGCUUGAAGGGCCGCUACUUCUGGAGUGUUCGGGAGGAUGAGUUUUUGUGUGAGCAGCCACUGAUUACUCAACACACCCACAGGAUGCUUGUUCUGGAGGGGCAGACCGCUAGUCUACGGUGCGAAGCCAUAGGAGAUCCCACCCCAACUAUCCAUUGGGUGACCCCUGAUGAUCGAUUACUGGGCAACUCUUCCCGCACUGUGGUGUACCGCAAUGGGACCCUGCAGAUCCUAAUAACCACUUCAAAGGACUAUGGGACCUUCACCUGCAUUGCAGCCAACCUGGCUGGUGAAUCAACCGCUUCAGUGGAGCUGUCAAUUAUUCAGCUACCCCACAUAAGCAAUGGCACAGGCCAGGCAUCACAACCCAAGUCCCGUCUGUCAGACAUUACAGACAGCUCAAGGACUAGUAAAGGCUCUACCAAGAGCCUGCCAGAGAAAGCAGUGUCCGUGUCUGAGGUGACUGCUGUGUCUGCCUUAAUCAAGUGGUCCGUCAGCAAGACCGCUCCCAAAGUGAAAAUGUACCAGCUACAGUACAACUGCUCAGAUGAUGAGGUCCUCAUAUACAGGAUGAUUCCUCCCUCCAGUCAGGCGUUCCAGGUGUCCAGCCUGGUGUCGGGGUGUCGGUAUGACCUGUGUGUGCUGGCGGCCUGGGACGACACCGCCUCCACGCUCACGGCCACCAGCGUGGUGGGCUGCGUGCGCUUCCACACCGGCGAAGGGCUCCCGCGGUGCCAGGCUCUGCACGGGCAGCUGCUGGGCGGCACCAUGAUCCUGGUGGUGGGAGGAGUGAUCGUGGCCACGCUGCUGCUGUUCAUCGGGAUCCUCGUGCUGCGCUACAAGGCAGGAGAUGGCGGGAGCGCUGAAGCUGAAGCUCCGGUCAGCAAGCUGAGCGACAGCACUGACUCCUACUCUCAGCCCAACGGAGGACGGCUGGGGCAGAAUGGCGUUCCUCUGCUGCGGCCCAAACCCAAAGCGACCCUGCAGGACAGAGUGGUCCAGUUCAAGUCUGGUUCUCUGCAGAGCAGCUUGUCCUCCUCCUCUUCCUCCUCAGGUUCAGGAGACGCUCCUCCCUACAGCCCCAACAGUACCCUCGCCAGCAUCCUGAGGGCCGCUCCGCCCAGACCCCGGCACAACCUGGACCAGCUGUUGGGGGCCUUCACAUCUGUUGAGCUGCGGGGCCCGUCCUCGGAGCCGCUCCCAUCUGGAGGCCCUGCUCCUACUCUCCCGGCGGUGGAGCCUACGGACCGGGAGCCGCUGCUGGGCCGGACUCUGGACUCACGGAUCAGCAGGUUACUCACAUCGCCUCUGGCCUCCAGACCCCGGAGGAGCCACUCAUUCGACACCGGUGACUUCACCGUGUCCCGCGCACAGCAGCUGCGCACGUACCCGCGGCGGAUCAGCAGCAUCUGGAGCAAACGCAGUCUGUCAGUGAACGGCAUGCUGCUGCGCUGUGACGAGAACGGGGACGGGGACAGCAGCGGGAGAAAAGGCUCCAGCGGGAGCGCAGACUGGGUCAUGGAGAGCACUGUAUAG